AUGGCCCAUGAACAACAAAGUGACAACGACCAAGAAUUUAUACAAUUGAUCUGUGAGCAACGAAGUGACAACGAAUCCGAUUGUGGCAAUGAAAAUGAUGAGUAUAUAAUUCGAGUCGGUGCUACCUUUCCUAAAUGGGAAUCUCUAGAAAGUGCGUUGAAAAAAAUACGAGUUAGAAAUUGGAUCAAAGCUAUAAAAUUUCGAAUGGAGCGUGAAAAUAAUGGAGCUAUAAUUCACCGAUACUUUGUAAAAAUUCCAAAGAGCAUCAACCUAAAAAAAGAUCGUCAAUCAUUUCCUUGCAAAGAAAUUGCCACAAGUCUACGUUCACUUUCACAAGAAGUUCUCGAUGAUAUAAAAUUUUUAACUCAAGAAUGUAGUCUUGGAGCACAAGCUCAACGCCGAUAUCUUUCAAAAAAUUUUCCAAUCAACUUUUAUAUGAUCGUGAUUUAUAUAAUAUGUCAAUAUAAAAACCAAAUGGGCAGUCAACGAGAAAAUGAUGCGGCAGAUAUGGUGAAAUGGCUUAUGAAACAACAAGAACAAGAGCCGGGAUGA
Molecule: messenger RNA, 552 nt
Organism: Ambispora gerdemannii
Lineage: Eukaryota; Fungi; Glomeromycota; Glomeromycetes; Archaeosporales; Ambisporaceae
Source: the annotation of a GenBank genome assembly